This is a messenger RNA of Trachemys scripta elegans, 480 nucleotides long. Its product is annotated as 60S ribosomal protein L14-like. The transcript has a single exon. Gene Ontology annotation, cellular component: ribosome; cytosolic large ribosomal subunit. NCBI's taxonomy places the organism in Eukaryota, Metazoa, Chordata, Testudines, Emydidae. Bases 8 to 424 code for a protein of 138 amino acids. Gene Ontology annotation, molecular function: structural constituent of ribosome; RNA binding. Gene Ontology annotation, biological process: ribosomal large subunit biogenesis; translation. The record is from RefSeq and is a predicted model, not a curated record.
GGCCAUCAUGGUGUUCAAACGUUAUGUUGAGAUUGGCCGAGUUGCCUAUAUCUCCUUUGGGCCACAUGCUGGCAAGCUGGUGGCAAUUGUGGAUGUUAUUGACCAGAACAGGGCGCUAGUUGACGGCCCCUGCAGUGGUGUAAGAAGGCAGGCUAUGCCCUUCAAGUGCAUGCAGCUAACCGAUUUUGUACUCAAAUUCCCACACAGUGCUCGUCAGAAGCAUGUGCGAGUUGCCUGGGAGAAAGAAAAUAUUAAUGAAAAAUGGACAGGUACAAGGUGGGCAAAGAAGAUUGAAGCCAGAGAAAAGAAAGCCAAGAUGACAGACUUUGAUCGCUACAAGGUCAUGAAGGCAAAGAAAAUGAGGAACAGGAUCAUCAAGCAUGAAGUAAAGAAGCUCCAGAAGCAAUCUUCAAAAAAAGCAUAAACUGUCAGUAAUCAAAUAAAGUUCCAGUUUAAUAUAAAAAAAAAAAAAAAAAAAAA